Zingiber officinale is the source of this 753-nucleotide messenger RNA. RefSeq names its product ethylene-responsive transcription factor ERF024-like. The transcript has a single exon. The record is from RefSeq and is a predicted model, not a curated record. NCBI's taxonomy places the organism in Eukaryota, Viridiplantae, Streptophyta, Magnoliopsida, Zingiberales, Zingiberaceae. Gene Ontology annotation, biological process: regulation of DNA-templated transcription. The coding region runs from base 57 to 551 and encodes 164 amino acids. Gene Ontology annotation, molecular function: DNA-binding transcription factor activity; DNA binding.
UAAAAAUUCACCCUUCUGUUCUCCUUUCUUUCCCUCUCCUUUAAUCAGAUAUAUAUAUGGCGGCGGCGGCGGCGGAGGGGGCGGGGCGCUACCGCGGGGUGCGACGGCGGGGAGGCAAGUGGGUGUCGGAGAUCCGGGAGCCGGGGAAGGCUAACCGCAUAUGGCUAGGCACGUUCGCCUCCGCGGAGAUGGCCGCCGUCGCCUACGACGUGGCGGCGCACGCGCUGCGCGGCGCCGACGCGGUGCUCAACUUCCCGCACGAGAUCGCCGGGCGGCCCGCGCCGGCGUCGGGGUCCCCGACGGCCAUCCGCGCGGCCGCGGCGGAGGCAGCCGCCGCGCUGGGGAGGAGUACUUAUAAGGUCGGCGGCGGUGGAGGCGAGGAGUGGUCGGGAAGCGGGUUCCUGGACGAGGAGGAGGUGUUUGAGAUGCCGCAGCUGUUGGCGAGCAUGGCGGAGGGGAUGCUGAUGAGCCCGCCGAGGAUGAACCCCGUCGCGCUCGACGAGUUGCCGGAGGCAGCCUUCGGUGUCGAGAGUCUGUGGAGCUAUCCAUGAGCUUAUCUAUAUAGAGCUCUAACUAGUAUGAAAUAAGACGGCGCCAUAUAUACGACCGUUGCAUGAGCUCGGUCGCAUAGUAUUUGCAUAUUGUGUGGUAACGUGGUGUAGGUUACACUAUUCGUGUUUAUCAUAGGUACAAAUGGAUUUUACUUGUAUGAUAUAUAUAUUAUGUAUAGAGGGAUAUAUACAUAUACAUAUA